This is a messenger RNA of Oryctolagus cuniculus (rabbit), 1026 nucleotides long. RefSeq names its product exosome component 1 (gene EXOSC1). Gene Ontology annotation, cellular component: cytoplasm; nuclear exosome (RNase complex). Gene Ontology annotation, molecular function: RNA binding. NCBI's taxonomy places the organism in Eukaryota, Metazoa, Chordata, Mammalia, Lagomorpha, Leporidae. Gene Ontology annotation, biological process: RNA processing. The record is from RefSeq and is a predicted model, not a curated record.
GGCACGUGACAAAGCCCGCCAAUUGGCACGUUCCUUACUGCAGCACUGUGUCUGGGUUCGGCCAACGAGACGUCGGCUUCGUUUCCAUCCGGGCUCUGGGACAGUGGCAGUCAUGGCGCCACCUGUAAGGUACUGCAUCCCCGGCGAACGUCUGUGUAACUUGGAGGAGGGCAGCCCAGGCAGCGGCACCUACACACGGCACGGAUACAUCUUUUCUUCCCUCGCCGGCUGUCUAACGAAGACCAGCGAGAACGGCGCGCUCCCGGUAGUGUCUGUGAUGAGAGAAGCAGAAUCCCAAUUACUUCCAGAUGUGGGCUCUAUUGUAACAUGUAAGGUCUCCAGCAUCAAUUCACGUUUUGCCAAAGUACACAUCCUCUACGUGGGAUCCACACCUCUUAAGAACUCUUUUCGAGGAACUAUCCGGAAGGAAGAUGUUCGAGCCACUGAAAAAGACAAGGUUGAAAUAUACAAGAGUUUCCGUCCAGGGGACAUUGUCUUGGCCAAAGUGAUCUCUCUAGGUGACGCCCAGUCCAACUACCUGCUGACCACAGCUGAAAAUGAGCUGGGAGUGGUGGUGGCCCAUAGUGAGUCAGGUGUCCAGAUGGUUCCCAUCAGCUGGUGUGAGAUGCAGUGCCCUAAGACCCACACUAAGGAGUUCCGGAAGGUGGCCCGCGUGCAGCCUGAAUUCUUGCAGACCUAGGAGGCCAUGUUGACCCCCCGGAGGGCUCAGCUGUUUCUGAGAGCAUAGGUAUGAAAACAGCACCCGGAUGCAUUGUCUGUCGUCAAAGGCCAGGGUCAGCCAGCACUGCCCGAGAAGACUCGACCAGGAAACUCAUUGUGCAGAUGAAGCCUCCCUGUGAGUGGAUUUCCUUCCCUCGAGUGAUGACAUUCCUCCUCCGGGGGCUCAGUAAACUGCAAGCUGUGGCCUGUGGGAAAUAGCCUGUUCCUCCCGACAGUGUAUCUUUAUAAAUGUGUAUAUUUUGCUGUGAUCAAGAAAACAUUUUUUACUAAAAGGAUUUUAUUACA